This is a messenger RNA of Hippopotamus amphibius kiboko, 825 nucleotides long. Its product is annotated as protein S100-A15A. Gene Ontology annotation, molecular function: calcium ion binding; transition metal ion binding. The coding region runs from base 195 to 689 and encodes 164 amino acids. The record is from RefSeq and is a predicted model, not a curated record. Gene Ontology annotation, cellular component: cytoplasm. Lineage: Eukaryota; Metazoa; Chordata; Mammalia; Artiodactyla; Hippopotamidae. The transcript is spliced from 4 exons.
GUCACAGCACUGGCUGCCGUAAUUGGAGGCACGGGGCUGGGCAGGAUGUGGGACUCGGCGGUGGAGCUCCUACCCCCACGAGUGCCUCCUGCCUGAGCACCGGGAAUCUCUAGGAUAAAACACAGAUCGGGACUGUGGAUUCGUAGCCGCCUCACCGCAGCAGUGACAGAGCACCGGGAUGGGGCUGCAGGGUGAUGGGAGAGACUGUGGCGCCCCUGCCUGCCCCCAGCACUGAACAGCCCCACACACAGAGGCUCUGGGAGGCCACGGAGGCCGAGCGGAUGGCACAUUCUCCACCGUCCCAGGCCGCUCCCCACCGCCUCUCCAGAGUUGCCCCCAUCCUGGGCCCAGGCCCAGCCACCAUGACGGACACACCAGUGGAGGAAUCCCUCUUCCAAAUCAUCCACUGCUACCACCAGUACGCGGCCCGGGACGGGGACAUGGAGACCCUGUCCCUGGAGGAGCUGAAGGCCCUGCUCAUGGACAACGUGCCCCGCUUCAUGGAGUCCUUGGGCCGGAAGGAGCCGUACUACAUCACAGAGUUGUUCCGGGCUGCAGACAAGAACAGGGACAACCAGAUCUGCUUUGAGGAGUUCCUCUACAUCUUGGGCAAGCUGGUGAAGGACUACCACCUGCAGUACCACCGGCGGCUGUGCGCCCACUACUGCACCCACCACGGCCUCUAUUAGAGGGAGCACAGGCAGCCUCCCCCACAGGGGCCUGCCCGGGGAGCAGGCGGCCCUGGCUGCGGGCGGCGGAAGGGACCCCUCUGCUGUGUGCGUCUGUGGGAAGGACAGCUCUAAGGAAGAGAAUAAAGCAUCUUCG